Molecule: messenger RNA, 661 nt
Organism: Cyprinodon variegatus (sheepshead minnow)
Lineage: Eukaryota; Metazoa; Chordata; Actinopteri; Cyprinodontiformes; Cyprinodontidae
Gene: calm1
Product: calmodulin 1 (phosphorylase kinase, delta)
Exons: 6
Coding region: 155-604 (149 amino acids)
Molecular function (GO): calcium ion binding
Source: RefSeq, a predicted model, not a curated record
GGAUACAUCCACACAAUCCUCCUCUUCCUCCCACCUCCCUGUGCUGGCCACGGCCAAUAUUACACACUCCAAACCCGCCAGUGGAACUCCAUCUAAGGGACGAGCACAGUCGUAGCCUGACUCCACAGACCAACAAGCACACAACCCAUCCGCCAUGGCUGACCAACUAACAGAGGAGCAGAUUGCAGAGUUCAAGGAGGCUUUCUCCUUAUUCGACAAGGACGGUGAUGGAACCAUUACCACCAAAGAGCUGGGCACCGUCAUGAGGUCGCUGGGUCAGAACCCCACAGAGGCUGAACUGCAGGACAUGAUCAAUGAGGUGGAUGCUGACGGUAAUGGAACCAUCGACUUCCCAGAGUUCCUGACCAUGAUGGCCAGAAAAAUGAAGGACACAGACAGCGAGGAGGAGAUCCGCGAGGCUUUCCGGGUAUUCGACAAGGACGGGAACGGCUACAUCAGCGCUGCAGAGCUCCGCCACGUCAUGACGAACCUGGGGGAGAAGCUAACAGACGAGGAGGUGGACGAGAUGAUCAGAGAAGCAGACAUAGACGGAGACGGACAGGUCAACUAUGAAGAGUUUGUACAGAUGAUGACUGCAAAGUGAAGCUUCCCCGCCCCAUCCUGCCCCUCUUAGAAGAAAAAAAAAAUAAAAAAAAUAACC